UCCAACUCUGGUCUAGGAUCCAUUGUGAUCAACAACGCAAUUCUUGGCGUUCUGUGAUAAAGCGUGCUUCUGUAUCUAGCAAGAACCGGCAUAUUAAUUUUAUAGAAUAUUUAAUCUCAAUACCAAUUAACGCUGAUAAUAGUGCUAAUUUUUACUUGAUUGAUAAACAAAGGAAAAGACUGCUAUAUAAUGGAACUGAUACGGCCAGACCGACCAUCUAAAUGUACAUAUAAAGUGAAUGGAGAAAAUUCACCACAUACGAAACAAACGAAGUUUCCAAAUCGUAAAAAGAUAUUGCCAAACAUUUUAAGUACAAUUGGCCAGACACCUCUCAUUCGACUUAAUAAAAUUCCCAAGGCUCAUGGAAUAAAAUGUGAAAUGUACGUUAAAUGUGAAUUCUUUAAUCCCGGAGGAUCUGUCAAAGAUAGAAUAGCGGAGAGAAUGAUCUCAGAUGCGGAAGAAAAGGGUCUAAUAAAAUCGGGAUAUACCAUCAUCGAACCAACAAGCGGAAACACUGGAAUCGGUUUAGCCAUGGCCGCAGUGGUCAAGGGCUAUAAAUGCAUCAUCGUAAUGCCAGAGAAAAUGUCUAAUGAAAAAGUCUAUGUGCUUCGCGCUUUGGGUGCAGAUAUAGUUAGAACACCGACUGAAGCUUCUUGGGACAGUCCGGAAGCGCAUAUCAGUGUUGCCCAAAAAUUGCAAAAGGAAAUACCCAAUAGUAUUGUUUUAGAUCAGUAUACAAAUCCUGGUAAUCCAUUGGCGCACUAUGACCAAACUGCAACAGAAAUUUGGGAGCAAUGCGACGGCAAUGUAGAUUAUGUGGUACUUGGUGCUGGCACUGGAGGCACUAUAUCCGGAAUUGGAAGAAAAUUGAAGGAAUUAUCGCCUAGUGUAAAAAUUAUCGGAGUAGAUCCUAAAGGCAGCAUUUUAGCGGAACCACCUGAAUUGAAUGAAAACAGCGUUGGUUUCUACGAAGUAGAAGGAAUUGGUUAUGACUUCAUUCCUACCGUUUUAGAUCGAAAAGUGGUUGAUGAGUGGCACAAAACUGAAGACGACGAAUCUUUAAAAGCGGCGCGAGAAUUAAUUAGGGAAGAAGGAUUGUUGUGUGGCGGUAGCAGUGGUGCGGCACUCGUGGCGGCGUUGAAAGUCGCCAAAGACUUGCCUGCGGAUAAACGUUUGGUCGUUCUCUUACCGGACAGUAUAAGAAAUUACAUGACUAAAUUUGUGUCAGAUCAAUGGAUGGAAGCUAGAGAUUUUUUGGUGUCUAAACCUUCAACAGAAGAAAAUAAAAAGUGGUGGAACUUACCAGUAUCAAAGUUAUCACUAAAGAAGCAUAUAUUAUUAAGGGAGAUGUCAUGUCAAAAUGUUGUGGAUUUUUUGAAAUCCUCUAAUCAAAACAUUCAGCAAUUGUUAGUAACUGAUGCGAAGGAAACAAAAGUGCUAGGCGUUAUCACAUUGGAUGCCCUUCUAUCUCAUUUAAUAUCCGGUACAGUGAAUGGAACUGAUUUCGCUGAGAAAAUCAUGACUAAACAGUUUACGAAGAUCACAGCUUCUACGACAAUCGGUAAAGUGUCGCGUAUUCUUGAAAAAGAAUCUUAUGUCGUGGUUGUAGACGAUCAUGAUGCUUUAAUCGGACUUGUAAGUCGAAACGAAAUUUUUGAUUUUAUUACUAAGGAUGAUGAUGGCAACGCGAAAUAA
This is a messenger RNA of Atta colombica, 1695 nucleotides long. RefSeq names its product cystathionine beta-synthase (gene Cbs). Bases 190 to 1695 code for a protein of 501 amino acids. Gene Ontology annotation, cellular component: cytoplasm. The transcript is spliced from 7 exons. Lineage: Eukaryota; Metazoa; Arthropoda; Insecta; Hymenoptera; Formicidae. The record is from RefSeq and is a predicted model, not a curated record. Gene Ontology annotation, molecular function: cystathionine beta-synthase activity; cysteine synthase activity.